Messenger RNA from Trifolium pratense (red clover), 3677 nucleotides. RefSeq lists its product as uncharacterized. NCBI's taxonomy places the organism in Eukaryota, Viridiplantae, Streptophyta, Magnoliopsida, Fabales, Fabaceae. The coding region runs from base 251 to 2983 and encodes 910 amino acids. Gene Ontology annotation, cellular component: mitochondrial inner membrane. The transcript is spliced from 18 exons. Gene Ontology annotation, biological process: intracellular monoatomic cation homeostasis. The record is from RefSeq and is a predicted model, not a curated record.
AAACAUUGGUGUUGUUGUGAGUUAUCCACGUAUAUUCAGAUAAAGCACACACCUCAUGCUACGUCAUCAUUUCCUACAUUAAUUUUAGUGUUUCUUUAUUUCCAUGUCUAUUUCGAACCACGCAACCUCUUCUUCCUCUCUAUUUCACUCUUUUCUUGUUCCAUCUUUCUAAGUUCUAUCUAUCUCUUUAGUUAACACAACACAACACAAGCUUAAUUAUUUUAUCUCCAAAUUCUUCUUCAUCCAUUACAUGGCAGUUAAAUCGCAUAGCACCAACAAUUUUCUAUCGUUAAGCUCCUCGAAUUGUCGGCUUUCAAAUGGUUCCUCUUGUGUAGGGAGAAAAGUGUCAGACUUGCAUUGCCUACUAUUUAGUAAAUGGGGCAGUUCAAGAAAGGGAUGUCUCUUACGACAUGAUAUGCUAUCUAGCAAGGGUCAUCGUUUGGUAGGUUGUAGAAAAUACUAUUUAACGUUUUCUAAGACUGGAAGGAGUGUACACUUGUUACCAUUUGCCACCUCUGAUGAUGGUACAACUGUCAAUGGGAGUUCACAAGCUGACACCAGUGCUAACCUUGAAAAAAUGAGGGUGAAACUGAAUAGUUCACUCGAAGAGGAAAACUUUUAUGAUGGACUAGUUCAAGCUUUAUAUGAUGCAGCCAGGGUUUAUGAGCUGGCAAUUAAAGAACAUAAAUCGCACUCACGUGUAUCCUGGUUUUCAACAGCUUGGCUUGGGGUAGAUCAAACUGCAUGGGUGAAAGCACUGUCAUGUCAGGCUGCCGUGUACUCCUUAUUGCAUGCUGCAAGUGAAAUUUCAUCCCGAGAUGAUAGCAGAGAUAGAAAUGUCAAUGUAUUUGUUCAAAGGAGUUUACUAAGGUUAUCUGCUCCCUUGGAGAGCUUAAUUAGAGAACAAUUAUCAGCGAAACAGCCUGAAGUAUAUGAAUGGUUUUGGUCUGAGCAAGUUCCAGCUGUAGUGACAUCCUUUGUUAAUAAGUUUGAAGGAGACGGACGCUUUACUUCUUCCAUUGCUUUGUAUGAAAAGAGUAAGGGUUCGAGCAGUGCAAGUGAUGUAUCACUUCUCCUACUUGCACUUACAUGCAUUGCUGCAAUUGCUAAACUUGGCCCAGCAAAAGUUUCUUGCUCACAAUUCUUUUCCAUGAGUACCGAGAUAACUGGUAGUUUGAUGGACAUGCUGGUUGGUCUAAUCCCUAUAAGUCAAGCUUAUAAUUCUAUAACGGAUGUUGGACUACACAGAGAAUUUCUUGUACAUUUUGGUCCUCGAGCUGCAGCUGGUAGAGCAAAAGAUGAGUGGGGUUCAGAAGAGGUUGUUUUCUGGGUAAAUCUUGUUCAGAGGCAGCUGCAGCAAGCAAUUGAUAAGGAGAAAAUAUGGUCAAGACUGACAACAUCUGAAUGCAUUGAGGUUUUGGAGAAGGAUUUGGCUAUAUUUGGAUUCUUUAUUGCUUUAGGUAGAAGUACACGAACAUUUCUUUUGGCAAACGGUUUUGAUACUCUCGAUGAUCCAAUUGAAGAUUCCAUCAGGUAUCUUAUUGGGGGCAGUGUUUUAUACUAUCCUCAGCUCUCAUCUAUUAGUUCGUAUCAAUUGUAUGUUGAGGUAGUUUGUGAAGAGCUGGAUUGGCUUCCUUUUUAUCCAGGAAUCACCAGCAUCACAAAACAGUUGCAUGGGCAUAGUAAACCAGAAGGUCCUCCAAAUGCCGAAGCACUGAAGCAAGCAUUUGAUGUUUGCUCUCAUUGGAUGCAAAGUUUUAUUAAAUACAGCACAUGGUUGGAGAGUCCCUCAAAUGUAAAAGCAGCCGAGUUUCUAUCGAGAGGGCACAACAAGUUGAUGAAGAGCAUGGAGGAACUUGGGAUGAUAACGGAUAAGACAUUGGAGAGUGAUAUCAAGAAAAUAGUUGAGAGAGAAAGAUCCAAAAUUCAGUCAACAAUAAAAGGGUCAGAUUCUUUUGAUGAGGCAUUGAAAAGUGUUGAAGAAGCUGUGAUAAAACUUGAAAAUUUGCUUCAAGAAUUGCAUGUGUCAAGCACUAGUUCUGGAAAAGAGCAUUUGAAAGCAGCCUGUUCUGACUUGGAAAAAAUACGAAAACUUAAGAAAGAAGCUGAAUUCCUGGAGGCGUCUUUCAGAGCAAAAGCUGAUUCUCUGCAAGAGGGAGUUAAUAGUGCUCAAACCAUCAAACCGGUUGGUGAAGAGGACAGGCUAAUAAAAGGGAAAAACAGGAAUGACAAUGUAAGGGUGGACAGGAGCAAAAGACAAAUUGGAAAAUCUCGUGGAUUCUGGGGCAUCUUUGUACCUCCAGUCAACAGAAAGCCGGACCUGGAACCAGAUGUCGAUUCUUAUGAAAAUUAUAUUGAACAGUCUGCACCAAAUGUAGGUGUUGUCGACCAAGAAUCCAAUGAAAUCCACCGCUUCGAGCUUCUAAGAAAUGAGCUGAUGGAACUUGAGAAAAGGGUUCAAAGAAGUGCCUAUCAAUCAGAAAAUAAUGAGGAUUUGGUGAUCAGUGACGAUAGGGCCCGUUAUAGUGGUGAUGCUGGAGAUGUUCAGAUGGUGAGAGUUCAGACGAAAGAAAGUAUCUUACAGAAAUCUUUUGAUAGUUUAAAACAAACAGGAACGGAUGUCUGGAGAGGAACGCAGGAUGCCUGGCAAGGAACUCAACUUCUUGCUAUCGAUGUUGGUGCUGCAACGGGUUUGGUCAGAAGGACUUUAAUAGGUGAUGAAUUGACUGAGAAGGAGAAGAAAGUACUUAAAAGAACCUUAACCGACAUGGCUACGGUUGUUCCUAUCGGUGUUUUAAUGCUAAUUCCAGUUACUGCCGUUGGGCAUGCAGCCAUGAUAGCUGCUAUUCAGAGAUAUGUACCAUCCAUGAUUCCGUCCACUUAUGCACCAGAAAGGUUGGAUCUCUUGAGGCAGCUUGAGAAAGUGAAGCAAAUGAAAACCAAUGAUGUGGAUUUAGAUGAAGAAGUGGAUGAAGCUAAAUGAUCAGAAGCAAUGAAAAUUUAUGUAUAGCUAACAUAUCUUAACAUUCUUCCUGGUCUGAUGAAAAUUUGAUCAGCUUCGUUCUUCUCUUUCUGAAAAAUCUUUGUUGCUGCCAAAUUUCUUAGAGAGGAGUUGGGCAUAGAUAAGUCUGUUCCACGUGUCGGGCACUCCAGGUAAACACCAGUGGCUACAAUCCUGAGGAGCAUCAGGCGGAGUGCCUGGUUCCCGAUAUUUGGAAGGGUGGCCAUCUUUCCUCAACUCCGAAAGAUAUGUGAUGUUCAGAAAGUUGACUUUCCAGCUUCCAUAUUGCAUCUCUUUAACAGCAUCAGAUAUAAAUAUGUUGUAAUACGGUUCAGUUUCGAGUUUUGUAGGGUCAUUUUCUGGUUCCAUGUCCUUGUCGCAGUUUCCUCCUUCAUUCCAUGUGCCGUUCCUGCAAUUUCACUGUACAGACUCUUAUCCAAAGUACUCUGAAGUGAUUACUAAAAUGGGAUGAGUAAAUUUGAUUAAGAGUUAUGAAGUGAGUUAAUAUGCUUUUAAUUUUAAGGUCCAUUUGGAUUGGCUUAUUUAGGUGUAUCUGCUGGCAUAAGUACUUGUGGGAUAAUUUGAGAGAGCUUAUGGAAACAACUUAUUUUCAUAUGCUCUCUAAUAUAAUUCAUAAAAACAUCUUAUACCUUAUACAAAAGCACUUUGUCUUUAA